CUGCUCUUGGCCGGCCUCGCGCGUGCGCGGUGCGGCGGCGGCGGCGGCUCGCGGGCGGCUUGAGCGGCCGAGGCGAUGGGGCUGAGCCGUGUGCGCGCGGUCUUCUUUGACCUGGACAACACGCUCAUCGACACGGCAGGGGCGAGCCGGAGAGGCAUGUUGGAGGUAAUAAAGCUCUUACAAUCAAAAUACCACUACAAAGAAGAGGCAGAAAUCAUCUGUGAUAAAGUUCAGGUUAAACUCAGCAAGGAAUGCUUUCAUCCUUACAGUACAUGCAUUACAGAUGUGAGGACUUCACACUGGGAAGAAGCAAUCCAGGAAACCAAAGGUGGUGCUGACAAUAGGAAACUGGCAGAAGAAUGUUAUUUCCUGUGGAAGUCUACACGUUUACAGCAUAUGAUCCUAGCAGAAGAUGUCAAAGCCAUGCUCACUGAACUUCGCAAAGAGGUCCGCCUACUCUUGUUAACAAACGGUGACAGACAGACACAGAGGGAGAAGAUAGAGGCUUGUGCCUGCCAGUCUUACUUUGACGCUAUUGUUGUCGGAGGAGAGCAGAAAGAGGAGAAACCAGCACCUUCCAUAUUUUAUCACUGCUGUGAUCUCCUUGGAGUGCAGCCAGGAGACUGCGUGAUGGUUGGUGACACACUAGAAACCGAUAUACAAGGAGGCCUCAAUGCAGGACUGAAAGCCACAGUCUGGAUAAACAAGAGUGGAAGGGUGCCGCUGACGUCAUCCCCCAUGCCUCACUAUAUGGUUUCCUCUGUGCUGGAAUUACCUGCUCUCUUACAAAGCAUAGAUUGCAAAGUCAGCAUGUCUGUGUAGCGCACAGAGGAACACAGCAAGCAAGUGCAGAGCCAGUUGACGGGGCAGAACUAAUGAACACCGAGGCAUUCUGUGUUUGUUUUCAGUUCCAAGAAUAAUGUGAGUGAGGGAUUCACGGCCAUGCUGUGAAGAUCCUCCCAUCCCUGCCGCUGUUGAUAACCAUAGGCUUGUACUCACAUCUGAAAUCCAGGUUUUAGUUGUGUAGUGCAGAAAACUUGAAGGAAGGCAGGAUAGCUUACAUGUGGAUAUGAAGGUACUGGUUUACAGCAUAGAAAUAGAUAUUUUUUUAAAAAAUAGAUAUUCUAAAAUAGAGAUUCAAGCAACUAAAUCAGGUCGGCAUAAGUACUAAAUCAUACAAAUCAAAACAUUUCAUAGUGAAAUUUUGCAUAUUUUAGACAAUUUUUUUGUUAAAACAUUUUACCUACUUUCAAUGUGUAUGUUCUUAUCUAUUUGAUUUUUCUGCAUGAAUUUUGAAGGGCUUAAUUUUCUGUGGUGUGAACAUGACAGAUUGUUAUCAUUUGGAAAAAAAAAAUAAUAAAAAUCAACCCAUGGUGCUCCUUUCCACACCAUUUGAUACUUCUGCAGUGAGCUUGUGGCUUCCAUAGUCUUUAUUCCUAAAGAGUAAAAGCUACCUUUUUUGAGGCACACAGUGGAGAGGACUGGACACUUUGCUUAGGUUAAGUGCUGGCCACAGGGCACCAAAGCCAUUUGCUCUUGUGGAUCCACAGAAGAGAAUUGCCUCCAUGUGUUCUGACCAGGCAGCCUCCCUACUGGUCUGUUUUCUGGUGACUGUUUCCCGCAGAUGACUAAACUAGUAGAGAAAGUUAGGCGUGGAAAGCCAGGGGUGGUGGUACUACCUGUAAUCCCAGCACUCAGUCAGCAGAAGCAGGUAGAUCUCUGUGAGUUCGAGGAUGCAUCGUGAGAACCUCUCUCCAAAAAAAAGAAGAAAGAAUGAAAAUUGACUUGAGUGGCUUUCACAGUUACCUCCAAGUUUGAGGUAGCACUGUGUCUCAGACCCUCUAGUGCUCACUUGGAGCUUGAUUAAUGUUCCAUGGCAACAUUGGCAACCAGGGAAUUUCCCCCAGGUUGUUAGACUGCCAGUCUCAUGAUUUUCUAACCAAACUUGGAAUGUGUGGCUAAUAAAGGAAAAAUAAUGAAAUAAAUAUUACAUGAGUUGGUUUGAGUAGGUUUUAAAAAAAUUAGAAGAAAGCACUAAUGGGAAAUACUAGAUAGACUACAUUGAGAAAUAUGUAGGUUUGACUUCAAGAGUGAGACAAUCACAUUCUAGGUUCUGCCUCCUUGUGAACCUAAUAACCAUUGUUCUGUGUCUACUAAUAACAACCAGAUUCUCUGUACAAAUGUCCUCUUGUGUUUGCUUCUCUUAGUUCUUUAAAACAUUGUGUCCUUCCUCGACUGUCCUGCAGUAUGGCUGCUGUGAAGUAGGAUGUUCAGGCACAGUGCCCAUAUGACCUUGAUUAAAAUGUACCUAUCUAAAAA
Molecule: messenger RNA, 2319 nt
Organism: Peromyscus leucopus (white-footed mouse)
Lineage: Eukaryota; Metazoa; Chordata; Mammalia; Rodentia; Cricetidae
Gene: Nanp
Product: N-acetylneuraminic acid phosphatase
Exons: 2
Coding region: 76-822 (248 amino acids)
Molecular function (GO): hydrolase activity
Source: RefSeq, a predicted model, not a curated record